AUGGCGGAUCGUAUCGGAAUUUUGGAAGCGGAUGCCGGAAAAGAGAAGGGCCGACCCGUUGCGAGGUGUUUCUCGUGCCUCGUUCGAUUUGUGUGCUGUUGCAGACCGAAGAAGAAGCCAGUAAAAUACGAUCCCUACGUUUUUCUGGAUGAUAGCCAUGUCUACCACGCGUGUUUUGGGUGUAUUCACGUCAAGCGGUUGGCUGUUUUUCUCGUUUUAAUUAAGACGGUGGCGUUAUUUGCAUUUGUGUGUCGUCAAUUAUUUGCCUCGUCUUCCUCAUCGCUGUCAAAUAUUGCCUGCGUAUUCAUCACAUCAGCCACGACCGUCAGCUACAUUCUAGUGAUAGUUGGCGUCCAAAUAAAGCGAUAUACCUUCAUCAUCCCCUAUUUUACAAUUUGUGUGCUUGUCAUUCUCGUAAUGAUCAUGCAGUUGUUUAUGGAUUUCCUCGAUACCGCAAACCGAAAGACGACGCUCGACCCGAAGGCAAUGGCGCAGAAUGCGACGUUGUUCUCGAUCAUCGCCUUCGAGAUCUACACGUUAUCCGUGGUGUGGAAGGCGUUCAUCUACGUCAACGACUUUCAGAUGAACGUCGAUUUGCACUCGAAGGAGCGUCGCGAGAGGCUAAAUUCGAUCUUCAUAAAACGAGAUGAUGAGGGGCUGAUGCACAACCAUUUGAUACCAAUAAAAGAGGAGAGCGAUGAGGAGCCGGAGGUGCCGGUGAACCUGCGAAAGAUGACGCUGAGAAGGUCGGAGAGCAUCGUAGCA
Molecule: messenger RNA, 765 nt
Organism: Mesorhabditis spiculigera
Lineage: Eukaryota; Metazoa; Nematoda; Chromadorea; Rhabditida; Rhabditidae
Source: the annotation of a GenBank genome assembly